AUGACUGCGGUAGCAUCUCCUCCUAGUGUGCAAUCGGGGCCUCGCUUGGGAUGGUACAGUACUGGUAAAGGAGGACAAGGAGCCCUGUCUUCAAUGAAUGACGAAGUGUCCCGGAUGUUCAUGCAGCGGAAGACCGUUCAGCGCUCAAACUCCUCAUCCUCUCUGGGGUCAAACUCCUCCACGAGUACCGUGAUCAAUAAUACGCAAGACCCCAAUGCAAGUCAAAAUUCAAACAGCGACGGUACCUGGUCAUCAAAGAAGAAACCUACUCGAAGUCCUUGGCCUAGCUCGAAGGCAGAGCCGGUAGCUGGGGUUACAAACACUCGAUCUCAAGCAGUCCCUGCCUUUUCGUCAGGGCCGACUGCAUCGUCAACCAUGUCUGCUAUUCAUCAGCCACAAUCGAUUGUGCCCUCACAACAUACGCUUCAGUCAACACAACAGAAUGGUGUUCGGCAACAGUCUAAUGGGCAGUCUGCGGACCCGCCUGCUAUUUUGGCUCUUGCGCCCUUGAAUGGCACUUUCGAGAAGAAACAGAUUAACGUGCCAUUUUAUCCCGAUCUUCUUAGGAUCGGUCGCCAAACAAACGCCAAAACUCUUCCAACCCCUUUGAAUGGAUUCUUUGAUUCAAAAGUUCUCUCUCGGCAGCAUGCUGAGAUCUGGGCCGACAAAACUGGAAAGAUUUGGAUUCGAGAUGUCAAGUCAUCAAACGGUACAUUUGUGAACGGUUUACGACUUUCUCUAGAGAACCGCGAGUCGGAGCCACAUGAAUUGCGCGAAAAUGAUACCUUAGAACUGGGAAUUGAUAUCGUGAGCGAGGAUCAGAACACAAUUGUUCAUCAUAAAGUCUCGGCUAAGGUGGAACAUGCUGGUCUGUACGGCACUACUCCCAGCAUCCUUGACCUCAAUUUUGGAGACUUGGAUCCUGCCUCGGGUGGUGGUUUACUCCCAUCUCCCUUAAGUCAGCCACUUUCACAUCUCCGAGGAAGAUCAGGAAGCAAUGCCAGCAGUCGCAGUGCUCAGAGCGUUGCUAGCAGCCAAAUGAAUGCCAUGCAUCAAAGGCAGAUGAACUACUGGAACUCACCCAUUUCAGUGGAACAAGUUGUCAAAAGAUUAACUGGUGAAUUGAGACAAGCAAAGCAGCAAUCUCAAGAUCUUCGUCAAACCGACGAGUUUCUGACGGCCAUAAUGAAGCCUGGAUAUGCCGAGAAGGAAAAAGCCACGAAGCCUACCUCUUUUGAUAGCAACGGGCCUCGUCAGCUGAACGGACGCCCUAAGAUGCCCCGGGUGGACUCUUUCUCGAGAUUCUCGGAUCCCCCUGCCCCGCCUCCCCAACAACCUCUUCCCGAAAAGCCAGAUGCUCUCCCACGGAGUGGAUCGGAUACAUUCUCGCCCUUGAAACGGAGCGAUACAGAGAAAUCGAAGCCAGUUGCGACAGGUUCUCCCGUAUCGCGUGACUCAAGCCAGAUUUUGUCACUCAUUGAGGCCCUUUCUUCAACUAAGCGUGAUCUCGAAACUCAGGGUGUGCGAGUCAAGGAGCUUGAGAAUCUGUAUCUCCAAGAGAAGGCUGCCCGUGAGUCUGCUGAAGAAAAAGUCAAGCAGCUGGAACUGCAUUCCACUUCGCAGAGUACAGAAGUCAAGGUUGAAGAUGGGGAGAAGCAUGAGACCGAUGAAAAACAUGAGCUUCUUGACUCUGAAGCCGUUGAACGACCCAAUGGCUCGAUCAAAAUGUCUGACGGUUCGGCUGAUUCUGAUCCUCAGCAGCCAGAACCCGCUGUAAAGGUAGAUACCGCGGCCCUCGAGCAUCGCUUGGAGACUAUGAUGCAAGAAAUGGAGGUGGUGAGAAAGCAGAUGGCCGCGUUCAAGGAGCAGGCAGAGAGUGCUGAGGAGGGCAAAGCUCAAGCCCACACAUCUCUCGCCGAGAUGAUUGAGACGCUUCGUCAAGAACGCGCUGAGAAGGCUGCCCUUCAGGCAUCUAUCUCUCAUGUAGAUGCCAAGGGUCACGACCAGACCAAAGCUACCAUUUCCGAAGUCCAUGCGAUUGGAAAUGGCACAGCAAAUCCCGAAAAGAAGAAUGACUCGUCUAAGGCGCCCUUUGAUCCGGCCUCUCUACACAAGGAUGACCUGGACUCGGCGGCCUCGGCCAUGGCCACAGAGUGGCGUCGACGCAAGCUUCUGCAAGAGUCCAGUCCAUACGCUUCCAUGUUCGGCGUGGUUCUUCUUGGGGUUGGCAUUAUGGCUUAUCUCAACGGGUGGCAAAAGUUAGACAAAUGA
This is a messenger RNA of Penicillium malachiteum, 2271 nucleotides long. RefSeq lists its product as uncharacterized. The record is from RefSeq and is a predicted model, not a curated record. Bases 1 to 2271 code for a protein of 756 amino acids. Gene Ontology annotation, molecular function: protein binding. Lineage: Eukaryota; Fungi; Ascomycota; Eurotiomycetes; Eurotiales; Aspergillaceae. Gene Ontology annotation, cellular component: cytoplasm. The transcript has 2 exons.